AUGUGCGAUACAUCACCAAUGAAUGCACACCAACAAAGUCAGCAAGCAUAUUCUUAUCAAAUGCAUCCCGCAAAUCAAUAUCCAAACUUUGUACCAGGUAUGAAUCCAUAUAUGGUGGCGCCACAAAUGGCCAAUAACUACCAAAACGUACAAUAUGCGCCGCAAAACUCGGCAAGUGAGAUAGGUCCUACUCCAGUCAGGGGCCCCGUUCCACAACUUCAAUCGCAACAAGGCCAAUCGCAGGUCACUAGUACUGAGGGAAGUAGGCCGUCUUUGCAGAAACAGCAUUCUCAGAUGCAAGCGCAGGCGCAGGCUCUUAAUUCCAACACACUCUCUAGUUCAGCAUCUGCAGUGCCUUCACCCUUUACUACUUCGAUGCCUACACCUACGGGCUCUGCCUCCAUCCCCAAUUUAAAUAUAUCCGGAGUUGCACUACCUCAAGGUAUGCCGGAUGGUGUUGGGAUCCCACCCGGCCAAUCAGCAGGAAUUGGUCAAAUUCCUGGACAUAUGCAACACCCUCUAUCGAAUAACAGGGCCAAUGCAGGUCCUGGACCCGUACCUGGACCAGGACUUGUGCCUGGAAAUGCAACAGGGUUUAACAGCGGACUUGGUUCCGGACCAGCUCCGAGGCCAGCUUCGAUGUCUAGCCCUUCACACCCAAUGGCAGCUCCUCAACAAGUUCCUCGAAGAAGGAUUCCGCCAAGUACCAACAUGCCAUAUCCCAUACGUAAGUACCUUUCGAAUAUGGCAAUUCUACGGCUGCAUGAAAUUAUAAAUCUGCUCAACUUAUCAACGGGAAGGGUUGGUGAUUAUGAUUACUGGUUAAGGUUUACUCAUGACAUCUUCACGCCUUAUGGUAUAUUUAGACUUUCCACAAAAGGGGGAGAAGAGACUAGACAAUUUGAAUUCACAACUCCUAUUAUCCCUCUUAUCUGUCAAACUUACGGUAAUGUUGGUAUAGUACGUUUGGAAACAAUUCCUCAGCAGUUACGUGCACAGGUUUUGAGCAAUGGAACGAUAUACUUCGACUGUCCGCGCUGCACUACUACAUUUUACUACCCUGACGGUAGUUAUAUGACCAAUUUUGCACAGGUGAAGGGUGUUUUCGAUUCCUCUCUGAAGAUGGAAUGGGUUGAAUUCGCAUGUUAUAGUUUCGUACCAGGUAUCGAAUGGAAUUCAUUGGAAAGGCUGAUUAGUGCGGAACCAAUCUGCCAUGAAAUUUUCCAAUAUUUAAGCCAAAAGCAUGAUGGAUCUCAGCUUAACGACGAAGGUCCCACGAAGGAAGAUUCAAUGCCCGCCAAUUUUCUCGCAAUCACAAAGCUACGAUCAAAAUUCAAAGUCUUUGAAAACCUGUCGAGCUUCGGUAUUCAGGAGAGCUUUAUGCGCGCCUUACAAGUCAACGAUGUUAUAUCAUAUUUGAAAACAUUGAAAGUUUUCCAGAAAGUUCAUAAUAUCCAAAGCCCAUUGGGUAGUCUGGAGGCGUACGUUGCAUCCUCUUCGCAAAAUAAAGGGCGUGGGAAUGCCCAGCAACCAACUUAUGCCACUUCAGCAUCUCCUUCAAAUCCGCCCUCGGCUGGCCAACAGAAGUCUUCAAACACGCCAGCUAGGAUGCCCCAAGCGAAAAGGCGACAGAGCGAUGUAUCACCAUUAAGCACUACUGAAAAAGUACCACCUACCGAUUUUAGUGACAAUUCUAACGGCAAUUUCAAAAAGGUCAAGUACUGA
Molecule: messenger RNA, 1725 nt
Organism: Lachancea fermentati
Lineage: Eukaryota; Fungi; Ascomycota; Saccharomycetes; Saccharomycetales; Saccharomycetaceae
Source: the annotation of a GenBank genome assembly